Messenger RNA from Siniperca chuatsi (mandarin fish), 5472 nucleotides. RefSeq names its product flavin-containing monooxygenase FMO GS-OX-like 4. The record is from RefSeq and is a predicted model, not a curated record. Gene Ontology annotation, molecular function: N,N-dimethylaniline monooxygenase activity; NADP binding; flavin adenine dinucleotide binding. The transcript has 9 exons. Bases 1422 to 2717 code for a protein of 431 amino acids. Lineage: Eukaryota; Metazoa; Chordata; Actinopteri; Centrarchiformes; Sinipercidae.
UGACCUCUCCGGUGACGCUGCCAUUCUUCACUUGUGAGGCGAAACAGGGCUGCAACUGACGAUUACUUUCAUUAUCGACUAAUCUGUCGAUCCUUUUCUCGAUGAAUCGAUUAGUUGUUCGUUUUAAAAUGUCAGAAAACGGUGAUGGACGUCGAUCGGUGUUUCCCAAAGCCCGAGGCGACGUCCUCAAACGUCUCGUUUAGUCCACGACCCAAAGGUGAUCAGUUUACCGUCACAGAGGAGGAAAGAAAGCAGAACAUAUUCACACUCGAGAAGCUGAAAUCAGAGAAUUUGGACCCAAAAUGAUUAAUCGAUUAUCAAAAUAGUUGACGAUUAAUCGACUAAUGGUUGCAGCUCUGUACCUGAAACAGAAACACCUGAAGCCAAACAAACGUCUUUCAGAAGAGACGUUUCUCGGUUCCCCGGCCUGUAAGGCGCUAACAAGAUUUCCGGCCAUCCGGCGAGUUCCAGUCCCGGAUCAGGGAAACUUCACUGGUCAAUAAUAAGCAGAGACUGAGAAAAGUUACAGACACUCUGCAUCUUAACGCGUAUGGACAUUUUUUAAUAAAAUAUUUGACGUUUGAAGCUUUUAUAUUUCCUUUGAUUUCCAUGGAUGUGAUGACAAAUUUAAUAUUUGCAGCAAGUGAAACAGAAACUCAACAGUCAUUAUUCACUUUAGAGUCAUCUUUUUCAUAGCAGUUGGCUAUUACAUUUUCUAUUUUUCUUUACGCAACAUGCAAGGGGACAAAAAUCUGUGUGUUGAGAAAACACUCGUCUGUAUUUCUAUCGAAUACAGAAAUAAAUGUAGAUUUCUAGAAAUAGAGAAAUGUAUUUGCUGAUUAAUUACCGACAUUUAUUUCUACACUUAACACAUAUACAUUUACUUUUAUUAGUAUGUAAUCAUUUCAGCCUUUACUUAUGUAUUUAUUAUUUUAUUCAUUAAAUUAUUUAUUUAUGUUUAUUGACGAAUCAGUCAUUUAUUUUUUUUGUCCUCUACAGAUUUUAUUUUGAAAAAAAUAUAAGGAAAUCCCCGCUCUGGUAGAAAUAACUACACCAAGUGUAAUUUUUUCAGCCACAACAGAUUAAAUAUUACUGUUAGAAUGAAGUACAGCAACAGCAGUGUUUGACUUACAAGUUUAUUUUUAUUAAUAAUUGACAUUUUGAAGUGAUAUCGCUUUUAUCCUGAAGGAUUCGGGUCGGAAGUUGAUUUUGUUGCAUUUACCGGAACCUCGAACUAUUCUGCUCACUACACCUCUGUCGUUGUGUUAUAACGGUAGCGGUGUUGCAACGUGAGUCGUCCCCCCCUUCGCAGAAUGGGUGCCCACCGACUCACUUAAUAUUUCAGCGAUGUUUCCUUGAUUUCCGCAGCAAACGGUCGGGACACCGGCACGGAUAAAGGCGGACGGCGACUACGGGUGCGGAUGAUGCUGCAGCGGGUGGCGGUCGUCGGCGCCGGGGCGGCGGGACUCUGUGCAGCCAGACACAUCCUGUCCCGCCGGAACAGCUUCGCCCCCCCGGUGGUGUUCGAGCUCACCGGCAACAUCGGCGGCACCUGGUGUUAUGAUGAACGCGUCGGGGCGUACGACAACGGACGGCCGAUUCACAGCAGCAUGUACAAUAACCUCAGGACCAACCUGCCCAAGGAGGUGAUGAUGUUCCCCGAUUUCCCCUUCGACCCCCAGCUGAACAGCUUCCUGCCCCAUCAGGAGGUCCAGAGGUACCUGGAGGGAUACUGCCAGAGCCACGACAUCCGGCCUCACAUCAGGUUCAACACAGUGGUGGAAAACGUGAAGCCCGUCGUCGUGACUACGGAGGGCGAGGAGGCGAGGACAGCGUGGGAAGUGACAUCAUCUGAUUUGUCGGGUCGUCAGAAAACGGAGACCUUCGACUCGGUCUUCGUCUGCUCGGGGCACUACUCCGACCCUCACGUCCCGGACAUCCCGGGGAUAGGGAACUUUAAAGGAAAGGUGCUCCACAGUCACGCGUACAGGUGUGCAGAACCGUUCUCGGGUCAGUCAGUGGUGGUUCUGGGAGCCAAAGCGUCAGGAUUGGACAUUUCCAUUGAACUGGCCAAAGUCGGUGCUCAGGUGACUCUGAGUCACGGCCGUCCUCGUUUCACCUUUCCUCUCCCUUCCGGGAUUCGUCAGUCCAGUCCGGUGGCGGCGGUCCAGGAGGACGGCAGCAUUCGCUUCCAGGACGGCUCUGUGGGCGGGGCUGACGUCCUGAUGUUCUGCACCGGGUACAACUUCAGGUAUCCGUUCCUGGAUGCGGCUCAGCUGGGUCUGGAGAUCCAGGACCACGUGGUGUCGCCACUGUACCGCUUCCUGAUGCCCCCAGCCUUCCCCUCGCUCUUCUUCAUCGGCAUCUGCAAGAUCAUCUGCCCCUUCCCCAACUUCAACUGCCAGGUCCAGUUCGCUCUGGCCGUGUUGGACGGCUCGGUCACUUUACCGUCUCAGGCCCAGAUGGAGGAUGAGGUCCGGCGGGAGCUGCAGGAAAAGAUGGCGCGUGGAGUCCAGCAGCGCCACCUGCUGAUAAUGGACCAGGAUCAGUGGGAGUACUGCCAGGCGCUGGCUCGCGCCGCCGGCUUCCCGCCGCUGUCGCCAGUUGUGCGCAGCCUGUACGAGGAGGUGUGGCGACAGCGACGAGUUCACCCCGAAGACUACCGGAGGCUCAACUACCGGCUGAUCAGCGACACCCAGUGGGAGCUGAUCGAUUGAUUGAUGGAGAAACGGAGAUGAAAGGUUAAACAGCAGGUGUACAAAAUCACAGAAACAUCAUAUGAUACAAUACAGCGUUAUAAACUUUAGAAACAGCAACUUCAUACAAGAAGAACAGCUGAACAUGCUUAACAUUAAAAAGACAAAACUACUUAAUUAGAGAUAUUAGAGUCCAGAAAACAGAAGUUUUCUGAAGCGCAUCAUGACUGUCAGAGGUGUUGAUUCACCUCUGAGCUGCUAAACUAAACUUCUAUUCAGUGUUGAUGGAUGUAGCUGCACUCCAGAUACAAUCACCUGCACUCGAGGGAUGACGGUCGUCGCUCGGUCGCUCCUCCACUUCGGUCCAGUCUGAAACAUCAGCAGCUGCUGGACUGUGAUGAGACGUGCUUCAUCGUUCAUGCUCCCCUCAGGAUGAACUGUAAUAACUCUGCUGAUCCUCUGACUUUCCAUCUAGCGCCACCAUCAGGUCGACAUGUUAACGUGUCCGACACUUUGGUUUGUGACCAAACACCUGCAGAGCUGCUGACGCUCCCAUCAGCCUCAGCUGCGCUCUGUGUUCACUGCUAAUUAACACGCUAAAUUGAGAUGGUGAACAUGGUAAGCCUUAAACAUCAGCAUGUUAGCAUUUUCAUUAUUUUUCAUUUUUGCUAGCAUGCCGACGUUAGCAUUUAGCUCAAAGCACCUCUGUGCCUAAAUACAGCUUUAACACAGACGCUAGCGUGGCUGUAGACUCUUGAGAGGGAUUUCCUGCACGUAGCUGCCAUUCUGGGGACCGCAAGAACUGUGAUUGGUCAGCCUGGGCUGCUUGUGUUUUCUUUUACAAGUUUCUGAUGGUUUGGGGAGUUUGUUGGGCGCGAAGACGACAUGAAGCAAGUUGAAGAAAGUUAUCCUGUUAUCUGCUGCUUUUCACUAAAAACUAACAAAGACAUCUCCACCGCUAACCUUCUGCUCUCCGCGACCACGUAACGUUAACGUGAUCACUUCUGCUCUCGAUUGCACGGUGGUGGUCUGUUAGUAAUGAGAACCUUCCCACCGUCGCUCUGUAUCACAAAGCGAAUGAAAGAAUGAAAACACAAAUAUGAUACGCUGAACUAAACAUCGAGAACUACGCUGUAGAUAUCUAUGGCCGGAGUGCUGUAACACCUUUAAACCCACCGUGACUUUUUUCUCCCGAACUGUUGCUAAGAAGUUGGCUGCGUUUGUUAAAGAACGUAAUGAUCGCUGAGGGGCUGAAACCUGUUCUGCAAUUUGUGGUGUGACUGUCGUGGAUCCAACACUUUACUAUCGUGGCUGUAAUGAACACAGCAGCCUCAAAUUAACGUUGUACAUUCAAACUACCUCAUUCAUUUCAAUGAAAAUGAUUUUCUGACCAGUUGUGCGGCACUGUGUACUUACUACCAUCCAGAGCCAAUCAGCAGUCACUUCAGGGUCCUUGGCGGGGCCGUUGUGGGGUCUGUCAGCGGGUGGACAUAAUCGAAUCAAGAUAAUAAUUUUGGCGAUCCUCUGACUUUGAAUCUAGCGCCACCAUCAGGUCGACAUUUUAAUUUGGUUCAUGACCAAAUACCUGCAGAGCUGAUGACGUUCCCAUCAGCCUCAGCUGCACUUUGCGUUUGCUGCUAGUCAGGUAAUGUUAGCAUGCUAACACACUAAACUAAGAUGGUGAACAUGCUAAACAUGAUAGCAUUUAGCUCAACUAAGGCUGAUGACACAAAUGUCACUUGGUAUUCGAUACCGUUAACCACAUUGUGCUGAUAUCCAAACUUCAUUCCUCACAGUGAUUCAGGGGAAGAGUACAAUGUGUUCACCCUCUGUGCCGAUAGCAUGGGGAUACCCAUGUAGAUCAACAACCUACCUGAGAGAUGUCCUGGGGUUGGCUGCCAAAUGUAUGCCGACGAUACGGUCAUUUAUACGUCUGCCAGAACAACUAGCGAAGCCGCUGACCAGCUUCCUGACUCGUUGCGUGCUGUAUCGCAGUGGCUUGAGUCCUCUCACUUAAUGCGGAAUGUAAUAAAAACUGUUUCAAGCUGUUUUUCUAUACGCAAACGUCACGAAAAAUUAAACAUUCAUGGUAAAAAAUAAAGACCGAGGUAAUCGGUGAGGUUGGCAACGUGAAGUACUUGAAAUCGUCUUAAAAGAUUUGAUAAACAAGUGAAUAAUAUUUGCACAAAAAAAAAAAAAGUUCAAUCAAAUCUCAGGUGUUUCAGACUCAUCAGAAGGUAUCUGCCGUUCAGCACAGCCCACCUCUGCACGCAUGAUAUUCUCACACCUGUCAUACUGCAUCGCUUCCUGGUCACAAUCAGCUAUUAAACCACAUCACUAUAUAACCAGACAACAAAAAUCAUGGACCAAAAAACCAACGAGGUGGCAUCACCGUCACGUCUGGGACAAACCGCUUCGAAAGCUUCCUAAGUUAUUCCGAAAAGCUAAAGCGUAUUUUUAGAUGGCUAAAUGGUGAUGCGCCUUCCCUGCUUCACGAAUUUGUUGCAAGGCAGCAGCAGCGUCGGCACGCGGGCCUCAACUGUUUUAAUGUUUUCAAUGGAGGUGAAACAACUUUGUUCUCACACCUAAUACCCCUGCACAGACACACCUGGAUUUGUACCUGUAUUGUGUUUUCCUUCUUUGUCUUUUUUCUAUUUUAACUUUUUAAAAAAAAAAGCCUCCUGUUGUAAAUUAGCGUUUCGCUACAAACAUUAAAUACAGUGCUGUGCUAUUGCUGUGUCCGUGUCAAAUAAAAUAAACUUAAGAAUGAAUUAGA